Pocillopora verrucosa is the source of this 4660-nucleotide messenger RNA. Its product is annotated as protein transport protein Sec31A. Lineage: Eukaryota; Metazoa; Cnidaria; Anthozoa; Scleractinia; Pocilloporidae. The record is from RefSeq and is a predicted model, not a curated record. Gene Ontology annotation, biological process: endoplasmic reticulum organization; COPII-coated vesicle cargo loading; endoplasmic reticulum to Golgi vesicle-mediated transport. Gene Ontology annotation, cellular component: COPII vesicle coat; endoplasmic reticulum exit site. Gene Ontology annotation, molecular function: protein binding; structural molecule activity.
GUUGCCGAAUGUGGAGUAGAAUUCUUCCUAACACGUAUGGUAUUCCACAACAGCGGAAUUCUCCCCUUUAAUUACAACGUUGUUUCAGUUUGACAUCCUCAAAUACCUCUACUCCAUUCCUGGUUUUUUGCGAUUAAAUACUGGUACAAUAAGCUCGAGGAAAGAGGUAAAAUGAAAGUCAAAGACGUUAACAGAACAGCAAAUAUUGCAUGGAGUCCUGCACCUCAGUACCCAAUCUACUUAGCAGCAGGAACGGCUGCCCAGCAGCUUGAUGCUACAUUCAGCACCAAUGCUGCUCUUGAGAUAUUUGCCCUUGACCUGUCAAGUAGUGAUACAGCAAUGCCACUCAGAGGAACUGUGGCAUCAGAACAAAGGUUCCACAAACUGGUGUGGGGACCCCAUGGUAUGGAAUCAUCCAGUUCAUCGUCAGGCCUUUUGAUUGGUGGAAGUGACAAUGGGGUGAUCAGUAUCUAUGAUCCAACUAAGAUUUUAUCUGGAGAUAUUGAUGACUGUUUGGUUUUUCAAUCAACUAAACAUACAGGACCUGUGCAAGCUUUGGACUUCAACCCAUUUAAGACAAGUCUGUUGGCAUCUGGAGCAAGUGAUUCUGAAAUUUACAUCUGGGACUUGACAAACCCCACCAACCCUCUUACACCAGGAAGUAAAACUUUACCACCAGAUAACAUCAGUUGUGUAGCAUGGAACAGACAGGUGCAGCAUAUCUUAGCCUCAGCUUCUCCCUGUGGCCGCUGUGUUGUGUGGGAUCUGAGGAAGAAUGAACCAAUUAUUAAAGUCAGUGAUCAGAGUGCAACAAUUCGAUGCAAAGCAGUUGAAUGGCAUCCAGAUGUGGCAACUCAGAUGAUUUUAGCUUCAGAAGAUGAUAGAUAUCCAGUUAUUCAGAUGUGGGAUCUUCGAUUUGCUACGUCUCCCAUGAAGGUGCUUGAGGGACAUCAGAGGGGAAUCCUGUCAAUAGCUUGGUGCCCACAAGAUCCUGACUUACUCAUGAGUUGUGCAAAGGACAACCGUAUCCUUUGUUGGAAUCCUAAUACCCAAGUUGCAGGAGGAGAGAUUGUUUAUGAGUUGCCGACUACAGCUCAGUGGAGUUUUGAUGUUUCUUGGUGUCCAAGGAACCCUGCUAUGGUGUGUACUACAUCUUUUGAUGGGCACGUCAGCGUGUUUUCUCUCAUGGGUGGAAGUGCCUCUGGACAAGAUAUUCAACAACAAAAAGUGAUGAGUUCUUUUGAUGUGGAUGACCCAUUUAUGUCUCAAAUCCAUCAAGCUCAGCAACAACAACAACUGCAGCAGCAGAAAACGGCAGCAACCAGUGCCCCCUUAAAAAAGCCUCCAAAGUGGCUGCGUAGGCCUUGUGGAGCCACAUUUGCUUUUGGUGGAAAGCUGAUAACUUUUGGGUAUUCAAAAGAAUCACCGUCUAGUCAGGUCAACAUAAGUCAGGUUACAACAGAACAGGAACUAGUAGGCAGGUCUCAUGAAUUGGAGGGAGCACUUGCUUCAGGAAGUUUCAUGCAGUAUUGUAAUGCGAAGGUGGAGAGCAGUACACAGGAGUUGGAGCGAACACUGUGGAGUUUCUUGAAGAUAAACUUUGAGAGAGAACCUCGCAGACAUUUCCUAACACUUCUGGGUUAUGAUCCAUUGGAGCUAUCAAAAAAGGUGGCCUCAUCUCAUACAUCGUCAGCCUCAAGUAGCACACAAGGAGGUGUUAAUGCUGAAGAAUUAGUCCAAAAGAUGAAGCUGUUGAGCACAGGGGAAGCAAGUGGGAAAACAGGGGAAGGUGUGUUUUCUAGUGGAGCGAGUACCCCCUCAGUAGCAGAAUCCAAGACUCCAUUGUCUGAGGCUGGAAGUUUAAAUGAAGGUGCUGCAGCCUUCGAUGCUAUUGCUGCUGGAGGUCCAUUAUCAGUGGACACAGGGUCUGAGAUCGGAGUUAGUGAAGCUGUGAGGCCACGACUACCUUUCCAGAUACCUACAGAUGAUGAUACUGAUGGUCUCAUCACUCAAGCACUCCUAACUGGAAAUUUUGAAGCAGCUGUUGAUGUGUGUCUUCAUGCUGAUAGAAUGGCUGAUGCCUUCCUUCUUGCUAUUGCUGGUGGUCCAGAUCUUUUGGCCAGAAUACAAACAAGAUACUUUGAGAAGAGCAAGAGUAAUGUUGCAAGGCUGAUGUCAGUUGUUGUAAAUCGUGACUGGCGCGACAUAGUUGAGAGCUGUGUGUUGGAAAACUGGCGAGAAGCACUUGCAGCUCUUGUGACCUAUGCCAAAGCUGAAGAGUUCACUGCCCUGUGUGAUCUGCUUGGACAAAGAUUGGAACAGGAAGGUGAUGAGCACUGUGCUAAUGCCAUGGUCUGCUACAUUUGUGCUGGAAAUGUAGAGAAGUUUGUGUCCUGUUGGUCUAGAAACAUGCCAGCUGAACCUUCUCCCCUUGCUCUUCAAGAUUUGAUUGAAAAAGUCAUGAUAUUAAAGAAAGCUGUGGAGAGGGAACGUCGACUUUUGAUUGACAGUGGAUCAUCUGUUCUUGCGGAAAAACUCAGUAAAUAUGCAGAGAUUUUAGCAUCUCAGGGAUGCUUGGAAACAGCCAUGGGUUACUUGAUGACUGUAAAUGAUCAGGCAAGCCUGGGCGUGCUUAAGGAUCGCCUGUACACUGCACAGUAUCCAAGUCAUCUUGCUACUGCUACAGCUCCACCACCAUUCCCAUUCCAAAGGAUUGAUGUCCAAGCAGAACCUCUCCCUCAGGUUCAGAAUCAAGCUCAGUUUCAACAACAGCAAAGUUAUGGUGUCCCUGCACAACAGCGACAACAACAGCCGCAGCAGCUCUACCAGCCACAGCAGCAGCAACCCUCACCAGUAACUACACCUACUUAUCAACCAUCAAUGCCACCACAAAACACUCAGUUCUACAAUCCAGUUGCUUACCAACCACAGGUAUCCCAACCACCUUCAGUCUCUCAGCCAUCUUUUAACCAGCCUCCUCCUCCUCCUGCCUCUCAGACAACUUACUACAGUGGCCCACCACAGCCAUCACCCACUUCCAAUCAGCAGCAGGCUUCAUGGUCUCAAAAUCCACCAGUAUCAAUGUAUCAACCACAAUCUACCAACACUACACCAACACAAGUUCCUACACAGGCCCAGUAUAGUACUCAGAUGCAAAUGAAAGGUCCACAACAGCAGCAGCCUCCAGUGCAGAUUUUCAAUCCUGGUAGUUCAGUCACUCCUGGUGCACCGUAUUCAGGCCCUUCCCUAACUGGAGCCCCUCCAGUUGGCCCUCCUUCACAAGGACCUUCUGUGCCCCCUCCUUCUACUGGUCCACCUCCAACUGAACCACCUCCACUCACAGGGGCCUGGAAAGACUCUCACGUGAUGAGGGCUAAGAAGCACCAGGCUCAAACUUUCACUCCUCCUGCACCGAUUACUGCUCCGCUGUUCGGCGCGGGAGAACCACAGCAGCCACAGCAGACCCAACAGCAGCAGCCUUCCAUUGGAAUGCCACAAGGUGUCCCCCCGGCAACUGGUGCACCUCCUAUGAUGCCUCCGGGGGGUGGUCCUCCAGGGGCGCCUCCAAGUUAUGGAGAUGUGUCCCCUCAACAACGUCCUCAGGAACCUCCUGCUCCUGUUAUGAAGGGUCCCAUCCCGUCUGAACACCUUAUACUACAGGAAACUUUCAGUGGACUGGCUGAGAGAUGCAAAGGCACAGCUAAUAAUCAGCAUACAAAGCGCAAACUAGAUGAUGUAUCCAAGCGAUUGGAAGCUCUUUACGAUAAACUAAGAGAGCAAAAGAUGUCAAAUCCAAUCCUUGAGGGUCUACAUGAAAUAGCCCAGGCGUGUCAAGGAGGGGACUACCCCCGUGGUCUGAUGGCACAUACAAGGCUCAUAUCCAGCGGUAGUUUUUCGGAGAUCAGCACGUUUAUGCCUGGGCUCAAGUCUCUAAUGCAAAUAGCCACACAAUUACGUGUUUAAUGAUGUCUGCUGUUUAGAGAGAUUAGAGCCUUUUCAACUUGAAAUUAUUUUAAAGAAGAGUCAGCACGUGACCCUUACCCUAAUUACGGUGUGGUGUGGACGUUGUGUCCUCAUACCGGAAUAACCUCGAAAUUACUCCUCAUUUUGUACGCCCUGGUUGCGGGGCUUUUGAUUGAUAAGAUUUGAACUUCAGCAAGAAGGACGGGAGGUUGUUCUGAGUGAGGAUCCGUUGUGAUCCGUCGCCUAUUCGAAUUCACUAAUGGUGGGUAUCAGAAAAAGAGAGAUUCCAAAAAAAUGUCGCCAAGUUUAUUUUUCCCGCUGAUCAAAGGAACAGGGAACUAGACAAAGAUACGAAUAGAAGAUUACAAAUUUCAAAAUAAGUUAUGAAUGUAAUUUUUUCACUUUUUCCAGAAAGGAAACAGAGAUAAUAAGGCCGUGCAACCCUUUAGAUUUUAGGUCUGUUUCUUUGUUUUUCUCGUGGAGAAAACUUUCAAAUCGAAGGAAACUUGCGAAGGUGAUCAUGGUCACACUUUAAUUUUGGAAAUUUGGAAAGUACCCUUUUUCCAAACAGUCUUCGAUUCAAAGCCAGUUAAAAGGGAAAGAUUGCAAUGUUCUGUGACGAUUUUGCUACUAAAAAUAUGCGUUAACCAGUAUAAUUUUACAGUUCUUCUCAAUUACAGAUCGUGUUUAACUGGAA